UUAUUUUAAAAAAGUAGAAAAUGGAAGAAAAAAAUGAUAAGUGGAUAAAGCAAACCCAAAUGAAAAUUAUGAAUAAUAUCUAUUCAGAUUGCAUAAAACAUGAUAACAUCGUGAAAAAUGUCACAGCAAAUCCAGAAUAUCAAAAUAACGAUGGCAUCGAUGAAUGCAUAAAUAAUAAAAUCGAAAAUGAUUAUGAGCUUGCAGAGGCAAAUAAUGCUGUUAAAUACACCGAAUACUUUGUGAAGCGUAUAAAGCAUAUUGUCGAUCAAAAUUCUGCGAAACCGAAAGAUUUUGACAAAUGGACGAUCAAAGAACAAUACGAGCAUAUAGUAAAUAACAUAGAAAUAUAUAUCCCGAGUAUACCGGACUCCUUGUUAUUUUUCAUACCGGCCGCUCUGUAUCGAGGAGAUUGCGGUCGAAAUUCGAUGGACAAGCCGCUCUGGUUGAACAUGGAAAAAUUCCAGAGGGGUCAAAAGUUCGCCCAAGAUCAUAUUUUCUCGAUUUUUUUCGCUAACAUGCUCUCGCUUUUCGAGAUAUUCGCUUUUGCAGAUGGUCUUAAACCAAUGAUUUUCAGUCGACAGUCUCACACACCGUAUUUAGCGUUCCAGAGGUACUUGUCCACGGGUCGCCGUGUAACAAAUUGGAUGACGGAAGAUCCCUGGACUGCGGGUACGAAAGCUCAUAAAGACAUAGAAACUGUGCGUAGAAUGCACCGUGCGGUGCGAAAGAAACUCUGCCAGUACGAAAAUGAAGAGAUCGAUGUGGCCACUAAAAUUCAGAAACCGUGGUGUCCGGAUAGAGACAUGAUUUUAGAAGACUUUUCUUUCUGUCCAUAUCCAACCGUAGAAAAAGGUUGUAUCAAUCUACUGAUCACACCCAAAGGAUUAAAUCAAGCUGAUAUGGCAGCCACGCAAUUCGCAUUCGUCGGAAUGGUUCUGCUGUACCCUCAGGAAUUAGGUAUUCACGCCAGCGAUGAAGACAUGGAAGCUUUUUGCCAUACAUGGAGAUGUAUAGGAUAUCUUCUUGGUAUGGAAGACCAAUACAAUUUCUGCCGCGGCAGUUUGGAGGAAGUUAAGCAAAGAUCGCGCGACUUCAUCGAAGUUUGGGUGAAACCCUACUUGCGGCAAGUAACGCCCGAAUGGGAACACAUGUUGAGAUGCAUCGUAGAAGGUGGAAGAUAUUAUAUUGGUAACCUUACAUUCAAAAUGUUCAUACUGUGCGUCACUAGUUUAUUGAACAUCGAUAUGCCGCAUUUGCGAAGUACGCUCACUUUUUCUGAACGGUUUAAGCUUAUACUUCAUCGCUUUAUAUUUCGCUAUGCCAUGAAGUUACGAUUCGUACGACAGAUUUUAAACAAAAUAAUUCAUAAGGCAUUCAAUACAGCAAUAAAUUUUGGACCGGAAAAACAUCAAAAGUUACAAAAGUUAUCUCAACAAGUUUUAGACAAAGUCCGGUAGCCUCUGUACAGUACAAAUUAUGUCUUAUUUGUAUAUUAACUGAUAUUAACAUAUUCACAAAUUAUCUUUUGUUAAAUAAAUUGUUCUUGUUUAAGGCUUUUAGAUUUCAAGGUAAAAUUUUUUUAAAAGCAUGUAAAAAAACGACUGAAGACACCUAUCUGCUCCCGAACAUCAAUAAAAUCUUUAAUUUUAUUAGUCAACACAUGAUAUUUCUCAACUUUUUAUUUAGUCUCGGGUUUCCAUUAAAUUAAUAUGAGCCAGAAAAAUAUUUGAAAGGCAGCCUUUUCAACACCUGAUAGAGUAUGUCUUUUGGAUUAAAGAAUGCGCCUCCAACUUUCCAACGCAUGAUAAACAAGGGAUUAAAAGAUCCAGUAGGAAAUAACUGUUUUGUAUAUACUCCCGAUAUAAUUGUUUACGGAAAGACAAUCAAAGAACAUAAUAAAAAUUUGAGAAUAAUGUUUGAAAGACUUCGAUAGGUUGAAUUAAAGCCGGACAUGUGCGAAUAAUUAAGACUCGAGCUAGAAUAUUUAGGACACGUAAUCUAAAAAAACGGAAUAGUUUAAACUUUAAGAUAUAAAAAUAGAUUAAAAAGCCUAAUUGUUUACCAAUACAUAACCCGAUAACUUAUCAAUAUCUUGUGUAACCAAUCGCUAACUUGAGAUAUCCUAAAAACACUUCUGGCAAACUAAACGCCAAAAAGAAACGCAGUAUAUCUAGGAAAGUACAAUUAGCCUUAUGAAAAUAGCAUUUCGGGACAGUAUCGACAAUCCCCCGAAGACCAAGUUUCGUGCAACGUAUAUUUGUAAAAGUGUUUAAAAGUGUAAAAUUUUGUAAAAAUAAAGUUUUUACUGUUGACUGUA
Molecule: messenger RNA, 2317 nt
Organism: Monomorium pharaonis (pharaoh ant)
Lineage: Eukaryota; Metazoa; Arthropoda; Insecta; Hymenoptera; Formicidae
Exons: 4
Coding region: 21-1457 (478 amino acids)
Source: RefSeq, a predicted model, not a curated record